Molecule: messenger RNA, 1064 nt
Organism: Dermacentor silvarum
Lineage: Eukaryota; Metazoa; Arthropoda; Arachnida; Ixodida; Ixodidae
Product: prolyl 4-hydroxylase subunit alpha-2-like
Exons: 5
Coding region: 1-780 (259 amino acids)
Cellular component (GO): endoplasmic reticulum
Molecular function (GO): protein binding; procollagen-proline 4-dioxygenase activity
Source: RefSeq, a predicted model, not a curated record
AUGUCCUCCACCUUUCCUCCCGGUCGGUGCUUCGUAGCUAACCCUACCUUCAGCAUCAGCGAUGCUCUCCCGGCUACUGCUCGUGACUUGUGCGACGCUCUGGCUCGCCUCCUGCUCAACCCCGAUGCGGCCAGCGCAGGCAACGUCUUCUCGUCGGUGGCGCACAUGAACGACCUCAUAUUCCUGGAGCGCAGGCUCGUCGACAAGCUCGGUGACUUCCUGCACCGCAUGGAAACCAAGCUGGCCUACCUGCGCAGCUUUCUGAACGACUACUACGAGACCAAGGCGUGGAAAGACCGUCAGCUGACACUUUCUGCAGUCGAGCAUGAGUACGACAACCGCACAGCCAGCCCCAUCGAUGCGUACAACGCCAUUAAGCGGCUGUCGGUUGACUGGAACAAAAUAGUGCACCAUUUCAGGGAGCCUGACUGGAUGGAGAUCGAGAAUCUGAUGGUGGAGUCAAACGACACGUUCCCACAUCCGAGCGACCUGUUGGAUGCCGGCGAGGCGCUCACCGUCAUCCAGAAGACGUACCGUCUCAACAUCACCGACAUGGCCAAGGGAGUCAUAAAGGGCCACAAGGCGAAGGCGCAGUUGACAGCGCGAGACUGUCUGUACUUCGGAGAGCUGCUGUACAACCAGCAUGAAUUUGAGCCCGCCAUCAAGUGGUUCGAAGAGGCACUCGCGAGGUAUAGCCUCGAGAAGCGGCCGUCCUUCACGCCAGAAACGGUGCACCGUUACAUCAACAGCAGUCUCCAGCAGGUAGGCCCCAUUCAAUAAAUGACUCUAACUGUGCUCGCAUUCUCAAGGAACACAACGCCGUUACGUCGUAAAAGAUCCUGUGGCAAAAAAAAAUAAUUAAUGAUAAAUUUAGGGAUAAACAUGCACACACAAAAACAAAUGUUGGAAUGUGACUCAACCUCCCAUUAGAGUCGAUAAAACCCAGUCUUCCUUAGCCAGCUGGGGUUUAGAAAGGGAUGUAUAAACAAUAUCAAUUCAUUGUGAGAGGCCCGCAGCUUCCCAAACAACAGCGUCUGCGUCUUUGACCAGAGACACAGCGUCUC